Messenger RNA from Volvox carteri f. nagariensis, 1779 nucleotides. RefSeq lists its product as uncharacterized. The coding region runs from base 1 to 1779 and encodes 592 amino acids. Gene Ontology annotation, biological process: carotenoid biosynthetic process. The record is from RefSeq and is a predicted model, not a curated record. The transcript has 12 exons. Gene Ontology annotation, molecular function: 9,9'-di-cis-zeta-carotene desaturase activity. Lineage: Eukaryota; Viridiplantae; Chlorophyta; Chlorophyceae; Chlamydomonadales; Volvocaceae.
AUGCAGCUUGCAGUGGUGGGUCAGCAGGUGCCGACCAUCGCACGGUCGGGCGCGAAGGCUACCCAAUUGUGCCCGAUGAAGGCGCUUACGGCGCGCGUGAGCAGGCGUGCAGUUAAGGCUCAGGCCGUUGCAGCUCUACCUCAAAAGAACAUCAAGGUGUCAGAUGUCAACGCUGUUGGCUUGAAGGAUGUCCCGCUGCGGUCGCUCUUCCCUGACGAGCCCAAGCCGCCUGCUCCGGGAGCGCCAAAGCUCAAGGUGGCCAUCGUCGGCGGCGGCUUGGCGGGUCUUUCCACAGCUGUGGAGCUUCUGGACCAGGGGUACGAGGUGGACAUUUAUGAGGGCCGGCAAUGGAUUGGUGGCAAGGUGGCAUCAUUCGUGGACAAGAACGGCAACCACAUCGAGAUGGGUCUUCACGUGUUCUUCGGGUGCUACUUCAACUUGUUUCGUCUGAUGGCCAAGUGCGGGGUGCUGGAGAACCUGCUGCUCAAGGAUCACACCCACACGUUUUGCAAUAACGACGGCGAUGUCCGGGAGUUGGACUUCCGUUUCUACGUCAACGGAAUGAAGAUCGGCGCGCCCUUUCAUGGCCUCAAGGCGUUCUUCACGACCCCCCAGUUGGAGCCCCUGGACAAGGUGGCCAACAGUCUGGCCCUGGGCACCUCCCCCAUCGUGCGGGCGCUCAUUGACCCGGAGGGGGGCAUGAAGGACAUCCGCGACCUGGACGGCAUCUCCUUCACGGAGUGGUUCACCAGCCAUGGCGGGUCCAUGAACUCCAUUAAGAGAAUGUGGGACCCCAUCGCUUACGCGCUAGGGUUCCUGGACUGCGACCACAUCUCCGCCCGCUGCAUGUUGACCAUCUUCCAGUUCUUCGCCACCAAGACGGACGCCUCCGUACUGCGCAUGUUGAACGGCUCUCCGGCGGAGCGGCUGCUGAAGCCCAUCGCGGACUACAUCACCGCCAAGGGCGGCCGCAUACACACACGCGCGGGAUGCAAAGAGGUGUUGUACGAGAAGGGCCCCGACGGCGCCACUCGUGUCACCGGACUUCGUGUUGGACCCACGGGUCGGGAGCAGCUGGUGACCGCGGAUGCCUACGUGGCCGCGCUGGACGUGCCGGGUAUAAAGAAGUUCCUGCCCCCCGCCUGGCGGAGCGCUUACCCGCAGUUUGAUGCGAUUUAUAAGCUUGUGGGCGUGCCGGUCAUUACCGUACAGCUGCGGUACGACGGCUGGGUCACGGAGAUGAAGGACGCUUCCCGUGUUCGCGACACUCGCUCCCCCGCGGGUCUGGACAACCUGCUGUACUCGGCGGACACGUACUUUUCCUGCUUUGCGGACCUGGCGCUCACGAGCCCCGUGGAGUACUUCAAGGAGGGCGAGGGCAGUCUCAUGCAGUGCGUCAUCACGCCCGCCGCGCCGUACAUGUCCUGGACGAACGAGGCCAUCGCGGCCGAGACCGAUCGGCAAGUACGGCAGCUCUUCCCCUCGGCUCGCGGCCUCAAAUGCACAUGGCACUCGAUUGUCAAGAUUGGUCAAUCUCUGUACGAGGAGGCGCCAGGGAUGGACUUGUACCGCCCGGAUCAGAAGACGCCGGUGCCCAACUUUUUCCUGGCGGGGUCGUACACCAAGCAGGAUUAUAUCGACUCCAUGGAGGGUGCCACAUUGUCAGGUCGUCAGUGCGCGUACUCUAUCUUGGAAGCCGCUCCGAAGAUUCUCAGCGACAAGACCAAGAUCGCCUCCGCCUCCGCCGCUAAGCCAGUGCCUGCAGGGGCAGUGGCGUAA